Molecule: messenger RNA, 780 nt
Organism: Exophiala viscosa
Lineage: Eukaryota; Fungi; Ascomycota; Eurotiomycetes; Chaetothyriales; Herpotrichiellaceae
Product: alcohol dehydrogenase
Exons: 6
Coding region: 1-780 (259 amino acids)
Molecular function (GO): oxidoreductase activity
Source: RefSeq, a predicted model, not a curated record
AUGGCCCUAGGAAACUUGACAAUGUCCACAAAGCCCAUGCUGAAGCCGGGCAAGGGUGAAGUGCUUGUCGAGAUUUGGACUGUUUCGCUCAACUACCGCGACACAGAAGUGUGCAUGGGAACAUAUACACACCACAAGUCGACUGGGGCUACUUCAUCAAUCGCUCAGUGUUCAGAUAUGUGCGGCGUUGUAGUGGAAAUAGGCGAGGGCACGACGAUCUGCGCAUGGAACGUCGGUGACCGCGUCGUGCCGAAUGCAAUCAAACACAUCUCAGUGACAUAUCGCGUCUUCCAUGCCAUUGGACUUGUGAAGCCUCCAGAUUAUUUGAGAACUGGCGGAGUUUCCAUCUGUGGACUGCAAAUUGCGCAUACUGUCGGUGCGACCACAAUCGUAACGUUCUCUUCAGACAGCAAACUGGAGCGAGCCAAAUUGCCCGAUACAGUAAUGCAGAUCACCCAAUAUAAUGGUGCCGAUAUUGUCUUCGAAGCUGAUAUCGAAGCUGGCGACGCUAGAACAUUGCACAAGUCAUUUGACUGUGGAGCCUCUGGCGGUCUGAUUAACGCCAUCGGCUACCUUUCCGGCAAGGAAGAUGAUCCGGGGAAUCGGGUCAAUGCUAAUGUCCUGGCGAUCAAGAAGGACGCUACCUUGAAGGGCAUUCUAGGUGGUCCAAAAGAUAGAUUCGAAGAGGCAUUAAAUUUCUGGAUGGCUUCGGUGUUGGCUUUGGGACCUGCGAGGGGCAAGUACUUUCAACGAUCUGACGGCAAAGAAUUGUCAUUGUGA